Molecule: messenger RNA, 3848 nt
Organism: Alternaria rosae
Lineage: Eukaryota; Fungi; Ascomycota; Dothideomycetes; Pleosporales; Pleosporaceae
Exons: 6
Coding region: 1-3660 (1219 amino acids)
Source: RefSeq, a predicted model, not a curated record
AUGCUUGCUCGCGCGAAUAGCGAUGCAGGUACCCGACUCCGCCGGUCCAAGUCUGCCUCGACCGUCCACAAACAUGCGAUCAAACAGCAGGCACUAGCUGCAGCUACCGCUGCCUUUGCUCGCGCGCAGGCUCAAGACGCGGCAGACCGUAACGCAAAACGCAGUGCCGAGCUCGCUAGAUCGAAGAGUAACGCCAGCCGCAAGUCUCUCACCUCCCAGGGCAGCCACUUCCCACCUCGCGACUCGAGCUUCCGGUCUUUGCAGCGUCCGAUUGCCGAGCAGAAGAGAAGUGCUCAACGCCUGUCUCAAGCUUCAGCAGACUCUACGGAACAGAACACAGAGCAAUUUCCACCCUUCUAUCCUACUCCCAGCGUGAAUGGGUCGCUUUCCAUACCGCACGAAAAUGCUAGACCUAGUUCCCAACCAAAGUCAUUCCGACAGAGUGCUUCGUCCUCGAUUACCUCGCAGCAGAUACGGAAGGCACGUUCCAUGUACUACGCAAGCAGUGUUCAGACCGGCUCACCGAUUGCUCGGCCGCCAUCCAACCCGGUAUCAGAACCAUCGCCCAUACCCUUACCCUCUCGAACAAUUCGGCCCUCACCACUGGCAGGCCCGCAUAUGCUGGUCACAUGUCUGCAUGACUUUCAACAGAAGUCCGUGAAGCACAAGCCGUCGAUGUUUCUAGCGCCCUUUAAGAAAAGACAAGACAAAGGAAAGGACAAGGGCAAGCGUGUCGCAUCGGAAGCGCAGUCUGUCUCUACAGAUUACCAGCAAAGACCCGACGAGUCGACGGUGGAUCUUGCCUUGAGCGACUUCGUGCCACCCCACGAAAUCAAGGAAAAGAGAUCGUUCUCUGGCUCUCUCAAAAGCAAGAUCAAGAAGGUCUUUCGGCGCACGUCGGGCAAGUCCAUCAACCUUCCUGUUCAGCAGAUCGAUGCCAGCCGUGACUACUUCCAUACCGCGCACUUCAGUCCACCUACUGCGAAAGACGGACUGAGUAUUCCUCCGCCCAAUGAAGAAACAUUGAAGCGCAUUCGUGCUCGGACGCCAUCACUUGAAGGCGCUUACCCCGCAUUUCUACGAUCUGGAUCCAGAAGCAACAGCACCGGAAGUGCACGGAGUAAUCGAACAUCCCGAGUGACAAGCUGGGGAACUACCGCCACUAGCGAUACGCUGACACAACGUGCCGUGAAGCGCAUGACCGUUAUCCAUGAGUCCAGAGAUAGUAUUGGAAGCGAGGCAGAUCGUGCGGCAUCUAUGAGUGCUUCAAGAAGGAAGUCGCUGCCUCACCCACCUCUCGCCGCUUUCCGCGACCCCAUGCCUAUGGAAAUUCUCACUGAAGAGUCACUAACGCCUGUCGAUGCCAAGCGUGUCUUUUCAGCAUUGAUGAAGGAGAUUGGGUCGUCGAAGUCACAAAAGUCUUCAAGCCCGGCCAAGCGAACACCGGGCGCAGAAAGCGAUGUUUUUGAGUCCAGUACCACCAAGCUCUUUUCUCAUACGCGAGAGUUGCAUUCCAGCGGAAGCCGAAACCUUCUAAGCAUUAUCGAUUCAGAACAGCGGCCGCCAUCACGACGACCGGCUACAUCUCAAAGUACUCAGAGCAAGACCAGCACGAUCAGGUCUUUUGGACGGGCGAUUAGAUCCACCAUCCGCACAGUCACUCCUCUUGGACAGCACUCGUCCCCUGAUCCAGGCCCUAUCAGUCGUGUGGAUGGUGCAAAGGGAGUACAUCGAAGAGAGGAUACAAUGCCUUCGCCAGGCACCACGCCUGAGUCUGAUGAUAGCCAGACCGAUAGUGAUGGAGUUGAGCGCAAUUGCGCCGUUCAAAUGUUUACUCCAACGGCAUCGCAAAUUGAGAAGCGAGUAGAGAGAGCCAAAGAACGAUGGAAGACUCCUCUGGACGAAGCCGGGUAUCUCCAGUUCCCGCGUGAAACUGACAGAACUUACGAUGUCGCAACGUUUGUUCAACGGACUGGAGAAAACACCAAAUCCGCUGUUCAACAUGAAGAGCAGGUCGAAACGACUUCACGUGGUAUCGCCGAUCAGUAUCUACGUAGACUACCAGUUUCGCCAAGGGUGUCCGUGUCACAAGCUUCUCACACUGCCAUGACGCCAAUGUCUCCCAGCAUCUAUUCACGGAACACAGAUGGGGUCAGCAUCCUUCCGAAUGACAGUGUCAUGUCUUUCGGUGGACCUGGUGAGGCUGAGCGAUCUCACGACGGCGGCUCAGCAGUCGUUUCAACUAGUCAGUCAAUAAGAAGCUUCGUUGUAGGGACGCCUUCUCCCCAUCGUCGCGAACCUACUCGGACUAGUCGUGACUGGAGGGCUUGGCUGUCGCAUGAGAUCUCUGGUAUGGAGCUCACCAGUCAAGAAGAUCUGAGGAUUCAUGAUCGUUUUACCACUCCGUCGAAGAAAGUUGGACCAGACUCGAGUCGUACGUCUCAUACGGAGCAUGAAGAUACGACAGUGGUUCUUAGGGGAUCGCUCGAUGUUAUCACUCCGCGACCGUAUGCCGAGGAUACGAGUGACAAAACUGAACCGACUGUUGACCGCGUGGAAGACCUCAACCGUUGUCACAACGAUGGCGCAAAUGUUGCGAGGUCAGACGCCAAGCAGUCUUCUUCGCACACUGGCACUCGCGACGGCACACACACCCCACUCCUACAGAUCGGUGAUCCUAGGAAGCUCAUGGAACACCCUCAGCCCGAAUCAAAGUUCCUUUCGAACAAGCAGCAUCUACUGCCAACACCCGAAGGUCACGCAUCUGGAACGCUCUCCGCAUUUGAAACACCAGAGUUGCCUUCAAGAAAUGACCGGUUCUCCUUCCUUAAUACUGGCCGGCGCUCCAGCAGCAACAGUCUAGUCUCGCCACAUGUUGAAUCACUCACCAACACAAAGUCGCCAGUGAGGACCCAAACCUCGCCCAAGUCAACACCUGGUUCCAAAGGCACCAACAGUACAUCCGCUCCAGCCACCAACGAAACUACACAGCGUGUACCAAUCACUACCCUAAAGAGGAGCCCCGCGCGGAAGGAGAAUGUCACUCCUCCAUCCAUCCGCAGUCAAAAGAACCCUGCUGUCUCUCCACUAGGUCUAUCAACGCGACCAAACUCGCAGCAACUACUAUGUACACCCCGCCGUGACUCACCCAGCACUAACGUUCACACCCUUGAAACACCAUCACCAAAGAAGAACGCCAGCUCAGCAGAAAUGACAACGCCCCUCCGUCCCCGCAUCCGCGCAAUAUUACGGCCCAUGUCUCCCGAAAAGCUUGCUCGUAGACCACGAAGCGCCUUCGACCUCCGCGGCACCAACAACACAGGUCGCCCGACUGUCAUAGACUUGGACAACUACUCUCCACUUCCUGGUUCAGAGCUCCGCCGUCCAGCACUGACGCUGAAGAAUUCGACCAGCUCGUUGGCUAUGAGUAAGGAACCGCAUCCUGAGACCAGGGUUUCUGUUGGGAGAGGUAUUGAGAGUGUGCUUGAUGGUGGAAGAGAAGCAAGAGAUGGGAGUGUAACGCCGGGUCAGCGAAUGGCAGAAAAGUUCCUAAGGCAGAGAAAGAGUGAAAAUGCUUUGUCACCAGGUGGCAGUGCGGGAAAGCAGAGCCUGAGGGGCGGGUUGGUGUUGGUUAGGGAGGAUACGCCUGCGUUCUUGUGACCUUACUGUUAUGUAGACAUAUAUGUAUCACGACAGAGAUAUGAAGAUGGGGCUGUUUGGAUACACGUAAGGGCGGAGAUGCCUGGGAUUGGGGUGGGUACUUGGGUUGGAUGGCAUAUGGAUGCUUUGGGGCGAAGUCGCUUUUCUGGUUGGUUACUAGGUAUGGUAUAUGCCCGGUAUUUUGUAGU